AUGAGCGAGCGGGGGCGCAGCUGCGGCGCAGCAGCCGACGCGGGGUCCGCGCCCACCGUCGCCCCGGCCCGGCUUCCUCCUUCCUUCGCUGCCCGCGACUUCCUCCGCCCGUCCAGCGCAGCCAGCCACUGCCCCGGACUCCUCGCGAGCCUCAGGUGAAUACUUCCUCUGCUGGGAAAUAGAAGAGUACCUUGUUAGUAAAAAUAUGCCCCCCAAGUUCAAGCGCCACCUAAAUGAUGAUGAUGUUACCGGCUCUGUGAAAAGUGAAAGGAGAAAUCUUUUGGAAGAUGAUUCAGAUGAAGAAGAGGACUUUUUUCUAAGGGGACCAUCUGGACCAAGAUUUGGACCUAGAAAUGAUAAAAUUAAGCAUGUGCAGAAUCAGGUGGAUGAAGUUAUCGAUGUCAUGCAAGAAAAUAUUACAAAGGUAAUUGAGAGAGGGGAGAGACUAGAUGAACUGCAGGACAAAUCAGAGAGCCUGUCAGACAAUGCAACUGCUUUUAGCAACAGAUCCAAGCAACUCCGAAGGCAAAUGUGGUGGCGUGGCUGCAAGAUAAAAGCCAUCAUGGCUUUGGUUGCUGUUAUCCUUUUGUUAGUGAUCAUCAUUCUUAUAGUUGUGAAAUACCGUACUUGAUUUGAUGACAGAGAUCCUCAUUAAACAAGAUCUGGGACAAUAAUAGUAAUAAAAGAUUGCUGCAUAAUUUAAAUGAAAUCUAUGUAUAUAACUUUCAAAACUUCUUUUUCAAGAAACUAAGAGGCAAGUAUCCCUUCAAAUUGGAGCAUUGAGAAUGUCCAAUUAUCUUCUUCCCUUCUAACAAAAUGUGCUUUGAAUAAUUAUGCUUAAGGCCAAGAUAACAAUUUUGCUGUAUUCCAAGGAUCUAAUUUGAAGCUAGAUACUUGCCAGUUCAUUAUUUGUGUAUAUAGUUAAAUAUUGGUGACAGUAUUUCAUACACCUGUGUUAGUGAUAUAAGGACUUGAAUUAUUGCAUCAAGGUGGGGCCAGAUUGUAAUCAGGAAGCCUAUUAUUGAGUACCAAAUUAUUAUGCUAAAAGUGAUGCAUAACCAUUCCAUCAACAGUUGCAAGAAUAUCAUUCUUUUCCUGUUGGAAUUGCUUUGCAAGCACUUUCCACAUGUGUAUAGUUGUAACAAAAGUUAAAUGUUGUAAAUGUUUCUCUCUUCAGCUAUAACUAAAAACAUUCCAGUAAACCUAUUUUUAACUGUACAUGGGAAUAUGUUAGUAAUUCUUUUGAUAUUUAGAUUAUGGAAAUGGGAAAUUUAAACAGUAUGAAAAUAGUAUGGUAUCCUAAAACUGGAGAUAAUAAAAUUAUUGGAGUGUUUGAAAAUGACCACUAUGUAGCUACCAGUCAUGGUUCCAGUCUGUUGUCAGUUAAACUCCAAUAAGGAGAGAACAAUCCUAAUGUAAGUGAAAUUCACAGGUAACUUUUUCCGUAGUUUCAUUUUUGUUGAUAGUGUUUAACCUUUUACCUGAAGUACUCAAGUGUAAUCAUCUGCUCCACCGUUUUCUCUCUUUGCACAGUAAUAAGUAGCAAACCGUUGGAAGCAUAGUAGUCUGCAGGGGAUGAGUGACAAAUGCUAGGGGCUGCCAGACCACAGCUUGUUUCCGUAACAAUAAAAUGUGCCAACCUCUUUGUAUUGUUGAAGCAAGUUAAAAUGAAGGUGCUUUAUGAUAAUAUUCAAGAUUCUACAGAAUUUUGUGCCCAUGGUCAGCUUAAGUUAGAAAUAGGGUUAAUGGAAAAUAAUAAUUCUAUAUAACAUUUAUUCAAUCAUUGUAAUUCAAAUAUAUAAAAUGAAUUUGUUUGUUUCAUUCUGUAGUAAUUAGUGCAAAGAGGCAGAAUGUUCCGUUUAGAAAGGGAAGACAUUUAAAGGGAGAAAGCAGUUUCAAUGAUGUUUAAGACAAUUCAAAGAGAAAAAUCUAAAUAUAAUAACCAAAGUUUCUGGCUUCCUUAAAAGCAUUUGAAAAUAGAUAAACAUCUUGCAAAUUCUGUAAUGCUGCCACUGGCCUCUCCUAGUUAAAUGUCACUCAAUGGGAACAGCAUCAGAAUUGCCAUAACUCCUUUGCCAAAAAAGCUAUUGGAGAAAAGGGGCAUUUUUAGAACUUCGGUAGUUAAUAAUUUAGGGAUAGAAAUGUUUUUAAUGGGCAGAAUCAGUCCUAACACAUUAUGUAUGUCCUUUAUUUGGGUGAGAACUAGACUUGUAAGUGGUUUUUCUAUUAGUUGGUGUCGAAAUCUGGUUUCUCUACAGUAUCUGCUAGUAAAGAUAAAGAUUAUUUCUUUACGUAAUUUCGAGUUCUUUUAAUAAAGUGUGCCACUUUUAAAGAAACAGUUAUAAAAUAAAAUUAUAAAAUAUUUUUUAAAUCUUAAUUAUAGAAAUAAAGAAAAUAUUUAUAUGAAAACACUGUAUAUAUGUAGUUGUCUUUGUAUUAAAUUUGCUACUGCUGAGGAUACCGGUGGUAGACCUGGUUGGCUCCUUGGCCUAGCUCUUUUUCUGUCUUGAUCCUGGUGACUCCUUAGACCCUUAAAAUGGCUGGCAUGUUUGUGACAUUCCUGUGGUAAUGUUGAGUGACGUGAGCUUUCUUAAGGUCAAAAACAAGGGAAAUAGUUGUUCAGAUUGACGCCAGACCUACCUUCAUUCCCUCCCUUAAUCGUUCUUUCUCUCAUUCAGCUCAGAUCAUCCUGCACUUGAAAAACUGAAGCUAUACCAUCAUCAAAACUAUCAUUCACUAACAACAAUGAAGAUGAACAGAAAUUUUCAAGUAGCUUUGCAAAUAUUAGUUGGUACUGAGUGAAAUUAAGUCACUGUUUUUAUGCCUGAAACAUAACCUUGUGAUUUAUGUUUAAUUACAGUAGCCUGUUGCCUGGCAGCCAUUUUGGAAUUAUAAUUCUGAUUAAUUAGUUCCUCCUAAUCAUAACUUAAUAAUACCUGUAGUCUUUUGGCUCUUCUGUUCUAACAAAGCACACUAGAAAUUUCCCUAAGGUUUUGUAAACUUGGAGACUUUUUUUAAUCUUUUGGGGGACUUGUUGAUUAAAGAAAAGUUCAACAUAGAAGAUGGACCAAUGUCUAAAAUGGAGGGAGAGAAAUUAAUACACAUUAUAUAUAUAUAUAUAUAUAGAAAUGCCUUCUGUGAACUCUCCUGUAGAUUGCCUGUCGUUAUAGUCCUUUCUGUAUAUUUCUGUAUUCUGCAUUUGAAAAUUAUAACAUUGGCAUCAUUAAAGCAAAAAGUGUUACUUUUCAA
Molecule: messenger RNA, 3249 nt
Organism: Perognathus longimembris pacificus (Pacific pocket mouse)
Lineage: Eukaryota; Metazoa; Chordata; Mammalia; Rodentia; Heteromyidae
Gene: Vamp4
Product: vesicle associated membrane protein 4
Exons: 8
Coding region: 206-631 (141 amino acids)
Biological process (GO): Golgi ribbon formation; vesicle-mediated transport
Cellular component (GO): membrane
Source: RefSeq, a predicted model, not a curated record